UAUUUUACGCCCACUUUUGACGUCAUCGCGCACGCUCUUUUACACUUUCCACUCACAAUCUCUCUGGGGAUUACUCGUAUCUCAAAGUGACAGUACAGUCCGAGCUGCAGUGUAAUUGAAAUAACAACGAACGCAGUGCCUCGUGUUUGUAGACUCAGCUUGAAUUCACACGUUGCAUCACUAAUAAAAUGGAUCGUACUGAAGAUUUUGACAAAUGGCAUAAAGAAACAAUAUUAAAAAUUAUUGAGAAUCUUGGGCAGAACGUCGAUGAAGCUCAAUACGAGAUAUUCGGACAAACCGACUUUGUUAUGUCUACCCUUUAUUACAUAAACAUAAAAUUUAAGAACAGGGUAAAGGAUCAAAGUAAAGAGUUUUCUAUAAUAUUAAAGAGACCUACACAGAGGGAACUCUUCAGACGCAUGACCCGCAGCGACUGUCAAUUCCACAACGAAAUUUUAUUCUAUCGGAUGUACGCCCAACCUAACGAGAACUUCGCCAAAUGCUUCUACAUCGAUGAACGACCGCCCAUCGAUUCAGUUAUCGCUUUAGAGAAUGUCAAUGAACGAGGAUAUCAUCCUUGUCCGUGUAAGUACAAUGCUCCUUUAGAAUACACACUGGCGGCGAUGCGUGAGCUUGGACGAUUCCAUGGUAAAGGAUAUGUCAUGAAGCAGUUGCAACAGAAGAAAUUUUUCGCUAUCGUAGAGCAGCUUCAAGAAACUAGAUACGGCAGAAUGGUAGAGAACGAUGAAAUAAUUUAUAUUAACUUAACUGCGAUAAGAGCAGUGGAAUAUCUUCGCAAUCAUGAUUAUGAUGUAACUUUCUGCGACAAAACGGAAGCUUUACUCUCGAAUGCAUUCGACGAGGUGAUGAUGAAGGCGACUGAACCGCUAGAACCAUUAUCCACAUUGUGUCACGGUGAUUUUACAUUGAGCAAUACUCUCUUCAAAACGAACAACGGCGAACAUCAUGCGAUGCUAAUCGACUUCGCGCUUUGUAGAUACUCGACACCUGUCAUCGAUCUUUCCACAUACCUUUGUCUGUGCUGUUCAAAUGAAGUGAGGAAAGAUAAGUUCUUCGAAAUUAUACGAGCCUAUCAUGAUGCGCUGAAGAAAUAUCUCUUAGAAGCUGAUAUUUGGGAUAACGAGAAAUACUCGUAUGAUGCUUUGCUGGACGAUUACAAGAGAGGUGGUCUCUUUGGUUUUGUUAUUGCAUCCUCUUUUUUACCAGUAUUAAUGGGACAUAGCGUCGGUGAUUUGGAAUCAUUUGCAAAAAACGGAUACAUCGAAGGAGCAAGACAAAACAAACAAUUUGGCGGAGAUGAAAUGUCCAAGAUAUUAGCUGAUAUGUUGCUACAUUUGAAAGAUGUUGGCUGUUUAACAUUUCUUCAUAACAGUUAGAAAAUUGUAAAUUGUGAAAAAAUUGGGUUUAAAAUGAAUGAAGAUAGAAAAUGAUAAGAUAAAAUAGGCACCAUUAUUUGCUGAGAAUGAGAUAAGUACAGAUGAGUGUGGUGAGAGAAAUAAUUGUAAACCAAAUCUUGCCUUCUUAACAAGUGUAAGCUGAAGUAAUAAAUAUUAUAUUGUAAUAAA
Messenger RNA from Solenopsis invicta (red fire ant), 1586 nucleotides. RefSeq lists its product as uncharacterized. The transcript has 2 exons. The record is from RefSeq and is a predicted model, not a curated record. Bases 189 to 1397 code for a protein of 402 amino acids. NCBI's taxonomy places the organism in Eukaryota, Metazoa, Arthropoda, Insecta, Hymenoptera, Formicidae.